AUGCAGGGUUUAAGGCAGGUGGUGGUGAAUGAAGCCAUUGAGGUUGCUGAUUAUAACCUGCUCAUAGCGGUCCAUUCAAAUUCGUUUCGGGAGCUAUGGCAUCAAUCCCGCAAAAAUAUUUCCCUAGCUGAAUGGCUAGAGCAUGGACGGAUCAUUUGGCGAAAAAAUUGAAUUCAGGGUAGGCGAUGAAUGUAGAGCAGGAUGGGUUUUUUGUAGAACUGACAUUUGUUAGAAGGGUUGGUCGCAGUGGUAAAGGCGGUGGCAAGAAAGGUAAUCCAGGUCGAAUCGUGUGGGAAAAAAUAGCCAAGAAGAAACGAUGUGUGAUUCCCAUAAAAAAUCAAGAGGAUGACCUCUGCUGCGCCCGCGCGAUCAUCACGAUGAGAGAAUGGUCUCACUGUCAGGAGCCAAAAAAUCAGUGGAGCAAUUUAAGACAGGGUCGUCCACAGUAAGGAAUUUUAGCAGUGUAGUUGCAUCGACAGGCAGGGGUGGUUGAGGGUGCAUGUGGGUGUGAAGAGUUGCAAAAGUUUCAAGCGUUCCUGGGACCACAGGACUACCAGCUGAUCGUUGUUGAGGCAUCCAGAUGCAUUAUCUUGUUUAAAGAUCCUAGGCACCGCAAGUAAUACAGUUGGUAAAACAUCAGAAGCAUUAUGAUGGGUUGACCAGUGUCCCUGCAUUGAUUUACCGUUCCUACUUUUGUCGGCUCUGCGACAGUGCAUACAACUCAGAAUACGCAGCUCAUCGUAAUUGCAUGGGGCAGAACUGUCCUGCCUGCUGCAGAACGCGAAAAGGUACUGAACCCGGUUGCCCGAACUAUCCCGCAUGGUUGACGCCUGAGUUGGAAUGUGAUCGCUGUCACAUUAAAUUUUAUGGGUCGGACUGUUUUGCGGCACACCGGCAAAAAGGCAACAAAGGGGUAUAUAAGUCUGUGUAAAAGAUUUAGAAAGUGUCUGGUUUGUAGUGGUCAAAGAAACCGCAUGUCUGUUUCCACACCACUUGUCCCAGUUGUGGAGAAUUGAAACAUGUGGACCAUCGAUGCUUUAUUCAGCCCGUGGCCAAACAGAACAAAACCGGAAAUGCACACCCAGAUUUUGAAGCGCCUCUUGAUGAUGACUCAGACGAGGAAGACAAGAAGGCCCCCCUGCCUCCACCGAUUCCAGUCUUUGCCGAUAUUGAAUGUUAUCAAGAUGAAGACCGGGUGUUUCUUGCAAAUCUGGUCUGCUGGUCUAGCGCCGAAGAGGACGAAAUUCAUCACUCCGACGAGAUUGAAGAUUUUUUGGCAGCUUUGGAAGAACUGACGGGGGUUGAGGGCGAUGAGAGAGAAAGGAAAGUGGUAUCAUUCUUUCACCACAUGAGGGGGUUUGACGGAAAUUUUAUUCUUGAAAAGUUGUACAAUCAGGGGCGUGCUGUGGAAAAACCGCUGACGCAGGAGGCCAAGAUUAUGUCUUUUGAAACCGGAAACUUGGUGUUUAAAGUCUAUGAACUUUUUCAAUAUGGGCCUGGAUAA
Porites lobata is the source of this 1504-nucleotide messenger RNA. NCBI's taxonomy places the organism in Eukaryota, Metazoa, Cnidaria, Anthozoa, Scleractinia, Poritidae. The record is from the annotation of a GenBank genome assembly.